UUAUUAUUAUAUGCAAUGUCGUGUCAAAAUACUGAGAUUUUUUUAUUACUGUUUGUGCAGUUCAUCCCUCUCCCAUUGAUUUCCGGCUUCUAUCUAGCUCGAUUCUUUACUAAAAAAAGCUUGUCAUCAUACUUUGCAUUUGUGACGUUGGCAAGCUUAAUGGUUCUGUGGUUUUUUGUGCAUAACUACUGGGGUCUCAAUAUCUGGAUGGCUGGUAUGCCUUUGAAAUCCUUCUGCAAAUUGAUAGUUGCAAGUGUAUUGAUGACAAUGGUUGUUCCUGGUCUGGCACUUCUUCCAUCAAGACUGCAUUUUUUGACUGAGCUUGGUCUUGUCAGUCAUGCAUUAUUGUUGUGUUACAUAGAGGAUCGGUUCUUCAACUUUACCACGAUGUAUUAUUAUGGAUUUGAUGAAGAGGUAAUGUAUCCAAGUUACAUGGUUUUGACCACAACAUUUUUGGGCUUGGUUCUAGUGAGGAGGUUAUCUCUGGAUCAUCGGAUUGGACCAAAAGCCGUCUGGAUCCUGACUUGUCUAUAUUCUUCAAAGCUAGCAAUACUAUUUAUUACCUCAAAAUCAGUUUUGUGGGUCUCAGCUGUUCUGCUUUUGGCUGUUUCCCCACCAUUGCUUCUUUACAAAGACAGGUCAAAAGGAGCUUCAAAAAUGAAAGUUUGGCAAGGUUAUGCUCAUGCAUGUGUAGUAGCUUUAUCCGCUUGGUUGUGCAGGGAAACAAUCUUUGAAGCUCUUCAGUGGUGGAAUGGAAGGCCUCCAUCAGAUGGUUUGCUUUUGGGUUCCUGUAUUCUGUUAACAGGGAUUGCUUGCAUACCAAUUGUUGCUCUUCACUUUUCCCAUGCUCAGUCUGCGAAAAGGUUCCUUGUGCUCGUGGUAGCCAUGGGUCUGCUAUUUAUUCUUAUGCAGCCUCCUAUUCCUCUGUCAUGGGCAUUCCAGUCAGACUUGAUCAAAGCAGCACACCAGUCUUCUGAUGAUAUUUCAAUAUAUGGCAUUGUGACUUCUAAGCCUACAUGGCCAUCAUGGUUGCUCAUGGCAACAAUCUUGCUUACAUUAUCAGCGGUCACCUCCAUCAUUCCUGUCAAGUAUAUUGUUGAGUUGAGGACAUUUUACGCAGUUGGAGUUGGAGUGACAUUAGGCAUCUAUAUUUGUGCAGAAUACUUCUUCCAGGCGGUAAUUCUGUACCCCCUUCUUGUUGCAACCAUUGUCUGUGCUUCUGUCUUUGUAGUCUUCACACACCUUCCAUCUGCAUCGAGUACAAGAGUUUUGCCAUGGGUAUUUGCUUUACUGGCAGCCCUCUUCCCAGUGGCAUACUUAUUGGAAGGACAGCUGAGAGACAAGAGCAUUGAAGAAGGGGAAGAAGCAGACAGGUUCACAACCAUGCUGGCAGUUGAAGGGGCAAGAAUGUCGCUUUUAGGUCUCUAUGCCAUGAUAUUUAUGCUGAUUGCAUUAGAGAUCAAAUUUGAGUUGGCAUCAUUGUUGCAUGAGAAAGCCCUUGAAAGAGGUGUUUCGCCAAGUCAGUCUGGUUGGAACUCUGGCUUCCCACCAAAAUUGAGGCUUAUCCAACAACGCAGGGCAUCAGCUGCACCAUCCUUCACAAUCAAGAGGUUGGCGGCCGAGGCUGCUUGGAUGCCUGCAGUGGGCAACGUCUCUACAGUUCUGUGCUUUGUCAUCUGCCUGAUACUUAAUAUGCAUCUCACUGGUGGCUCAAAUCGUGCAAUAUUUUUCCUUGCACCAAUCCUUCUGCUUCUCAACCAGGACUCAGAUAUAUUUGCAGGGUUUGGGGACAGGCAGCGGUAUUUUCCAGUGACGGUGGCUAUCUCUGGCUACUUGGUCUUGACUGCCUUGUACAGGAUAUGGGAGGAAGUCUGGCAUGGAGAUGAUGGAUGGGAAUUUCAGAUUGGCGGGCCUGGAUGGUUUUUCUCCGUGAAGAAUGCUGCCCUUCUUAUUCUCACCUUACCAAACCACAUUCUCUUCAAUCGCUUUAUGUGGGACUAUGUGAAGCAGACAGACACAAUGCUACUGCUGACAAUGCCUCUUAAUUUGCCAUCAAUCAUAAUAACAGAUAUAGUUACUGUGAGGGUUCUAGGACUAUUGGGAGUUAUUUAUUCUCUUGCUCAGUACUUGAUAUCAAGGCGGAUAAGAAUUGCAGGAAUGAAAUAUAUAUGAAGCGGGUUGGGUCUGGACAAUGAGGUACCACCUUUUUUUUUUGGUUACAGCUUCCUUGCCUUUUUCAUCAUAUUAUGUAUGGUUGAGUCGCCGAGGUUGUUUCCAUCUGUUGGGUUACAUGUUUGAACCACAGUUUCUUAUCUUGGAGCCUGGAACAAUUUUAGUUUCUAUUUUUGAGGAGCGAAAUAUCUUGGGGAAUGUGCCCUGAUGAACAAGUAUAUGAUGGUUGUGAAGGUGGACUACCCUACCUGCUUUGCUGGGUCCUGAUGGUUGUGAAGGUGUGCUGUAAACUUAAGAGCCAUACACUCAGCCAAGAUCUGUUUCUCAUCUUCACUUUGAUAUGCCUUUAGAAAGGGGUGUUUGAUGCUUUUGCUUGUGUAACAGCCCAAGCUGAAGUGGCUUAACUAAUUUUCUAUGUGGCAUUCUUUUUGUUGAAGUUAAUCAUAUAUGGCAGACAUUAGAAUAGAUACUAUAAUGUCUCAUAGAUUUCUGCUUUCUUGUACUUUAUGAAUCAUUACUUAUUAUAGUCCUAUGUACUCCAUAGUAUUUUUGUGGAAAAAUAUAAUUUUAUUUUAUUC
This is a messenger RNA of Elaeis guineensis (African oil palm), 2750 nucleotides long. The record is from RefSeq and is a predicted model, not a curated record. NCBI's taxonomy places the organism in Eukaryota, Viridiplantae, Streptophyta, Magnoliopsida, Arecales, Arecaceae.